This is a messenger RNA of Cherax quadricarinatus, 658 nucleotides long. The record is from RefSeq and is a predicted model, not a curated record. Lineage: Eukaryota; Metazoa; Arthropoda; Malacostraca; Decapoda; Parastacidae.
AUUUUCUGUUUACCCAGUGCCUCCUGGAAAUGAAAUGCAAAACAGCAUCAACUCUGCUCCAAUUACAACUAUGGCAAACAGUGGCCAUAUGGUGAAUAGCAAUUCUCAUGCUCACGAUUCCAGUGAUAUGGAUAUUGAGAUGGAGGAUGUUGACAAGAAUGAUAUGGGGAAAGAGAAUGGCCUUCCUUCCAAAGAAAAGGAUGAUCGUAGUGAAAGACGGCGUGAUAGGCCUUCUAGAUUUGAGCGCACACUAACCCGAUCACCGCAAGUAGGGGAAGACAAAAUAUGUUUGGUUGAGCGGUUGCGUACCCUGGCAUCUGGGGGUGAUAUGGAACCACGGGACAGAUAUGAUCGAGAUAGACAAGAUAGAGAUCAAGAGAGAGGCCGGGAUAUGCAUGAAAGAGAUGACCGUGUUCUUGAGAGAGAUCAUGGCCGUGAUCUGAGGGCACGAGAAAGCAAUCGUUUUGGACCUGAUGCCUUUAAUGGUCCUCCUCCUGGCUUCCUCCUCAGCAAGGAAGACCUGAAGGUCCUCCUGUUUUUGCCCAACAAGGAAGACCUGAUGUCCCACCCAACUUUUCCCAACAAGCAAGACCUGAUGGUCCUCCCAACUUUCCGCAGCAAGGAAGACCUAUGGUCCUCCUAGCUUUCCCAGCAAGGA